This is a messenger RNA of Anisakis simplex (herring worm), 225 nucleotides long. The record is from the annotation of a GenBank genome assembly. Lineage: Eukaryota; Metazoa; Nematoda; Chromadorea; Rhabditida; Anisakidae.
AUGAUUCGACUGAAUCGCGUUGAUGAAGACGAUGAAAAAGGGUUGUCUGAGGAGCAACGAUUUUACUACCUCCGCCUUAUGGCGAAAGCGGGCGAUAAGAAGGAACCCAUUAAGACAAAAUUCGUUCGUUGGGCACCUCCUUGUCCAACUGAAAGUAGUGUUGAAACAGACCAAGAUCUUGAGUCCAGAGCCUGGCCCUAUAAUAUCGUUGAUAAUCGUUCGUAG